Neurospora tetraspora is the source of this 1427-nucleotide messenger RNA. RefSeq lists its product as uncharacterized. The transcript has a single exon. Lineage: Eukaryota; Fungi; Ascomycota; Sordariomycetes; Sordariales; Sordariaceae. Bases 1 to 1395 code for a protein of 464 amino acids. The record is from RefSeq and is a predicted model, not a curated record.
AUGCCGCCACCAAUCCAAGUCGAAGUACGGCGUCGAGCAAGCGAGCUAGGUAUAACGCCAUCAUCAGCAUCAAACCCGGCAGGACAGCAGCAUCCUUGGCCCGGAGUUUACCUUGAGGGUCCCGAGAUAGGCAUUGACGAUCAUUGGAUGCAAUUUAGAAUGCUUGAGGUUCUGAAUCCUGUUGGCAGAAGAAGGUCAGAGCCGGGCCGUGGCCGCCGUCCUCGCUCCCGCCCCCGCCCCCGCCCAGCGCAUAGAACCAUCCAAGAACCCGCCUUCCCUCCAGGAGAGCGCAUGUCCUAUUUUUCCCGACGCAACAGAAGUGUCUGGUCCGGUCUGUCCAGCCGGAGUGUAUCACUUUCGCCUCCGCCGCCACCGACACGGUCAUGGACACCAACGGGGUCACCGAUACGGACACCGGCAGGAACGCGGACACGGAUGUUAACAGGGAUGCAGAGGCAAAUGGAUGAGGAACUAUUCGGGGCUAUACACAGGGCCAGGAUCAGGACCACACCCCAAGAACGCUGGUUUGAGGCGUGGAAACACCACAAAAAGAACCGCAUCCGUUCGAGAGCUGAUUACAAAUUUCUGAUGGAGCAAAUUGAACCGCUUACGCAACUGGGCGAGGAACAGGAAAAGCUAGAGUUUGCUAUGCAAAAUUUGUCGAAUUCGAGGAGGAAGCAGGGGCUGAGGAUUUGGUUCCGCAUGUGGGUGGCGUGGGUGCCCAGGAGAUCCGCUGCAUCAAACGACGAGGAAUCGGAGCACAAGCUGGACGAGAUAAGUAGGGAGAUGGUGGAGCGGGAUAGGGUGUGGCUGAGAUGGGAGAAGCAGGCUUGUGCGAUUGAAGAUGGGGGUGCAGUUGUUGACCGGGACUUGGAAGAAGAAGAGAUCAAAGCCAUGCUUGAGAAACAGGAGCUCUGGGCGUAUGAGUUGGAUAAGUUGGAUAUUUCAAGCCAGGUGGCGUGGGAAAUGCAGAUUAAUCACGGUGUUGGUUGGGCUAUUUUAGGCCAUGAUGAUGAUGGUCAUGGUCAGUACCUGGUAGGAGAACCGGGUGAUCUCAUUGUGCCGGCGUUCAAUGAAGAGGACCUCUUGGAGUUGCCCGAGCUGUGGAUUCAAGUGGCUCCUGGUAAAGCUGGACCGGCAAAUGAGGAUACGCCGAUGGGAAAAGAGGGAAGGAUUGUUACCAGUCACCCACCUUUCUUGCCGAUAUGCAUCGUCUUUGACGGUCUGAGGCUGUAUCGCGCAGGGAAACUCUAUGCUGGAUACAUAGAGUACCGCACUGACGACCUGGAAUACGAGAACGCGCCGAGGGCUCGUCUAAUACUAUGUGUUCACCGACAUGGCCGCAAGCUUGGGCAGGGUAAUGGGAGCACAUAUGGGGAGGAAUACGUUCUAUGAGCAGUGGUGUUACCAACAAGCGAAGUUCGGUG